AUGACAAUCGAAAUUUCAAAAGGCUUGACUAUACCUGGAGUGGAUAGCAUUGAUGAAUUCGAGAAAUGGAUUUCAAGUCGAGGCAUAGAGGGUAAUCUUUCAGUCGGUGAAAGCUUUGGCAUUGGUUUGUUUUACCAAGGCAAAAAUACCGAAUCAGCCGAAGACGACAAAAUUAUACUUCGUGUCCCCACGCAGUCGUCUCUCAACAUGGACACGUUGUUGGAGCUACUCACUCAGCUAAAGGCAAGGGACAAGGACCUGGAUGCGAGCGUAAAGGAGUCGGACUUGAUUGUCAAAUUCCUUGAGAUACUAAACCCAGGAUCAGAGACCAUUAUAUUGUUGGCAUACUUGGUGGGAUUCGAGUUUUUGAGACAACUGGGAGAUAAGACAUCAGAUUAUUACAAAACAUCACCAUUGAGAGCUUGGGAUGCCUACUUGGAUAUCUUGUUGCUGACAAAAGUGUUUUCUUUUGACGUGGACAACGAGAACCCAUUUGCUGAUAGUUUUGGCGAAUUGCGAAAUAUAGUGUGGUCUGAAUACGAGGAUUUUAUUGCGCAUGCACAUAAAGAUAUUCCUAAUGUCGAUGUGGCUGACAAUAUAUCUUUUGAUAAAUUCUUUCAACUAUUUCAAGCUAUUCGUUCAAGAUCGUUGGAGGUUCCCAAAGAGGUGGAAGGGGGUAACCCUGAUUCAGAAUUCCAAACGAACGUGACGCUUGUUCCCGUUUUGGAUUUUGCAAAUCACAAUCGUGAAAACAACGCUUAUUUUGAUGUUGAUAGAGAAAACAACGAUAUCGUGUUGAAACUAAAAAAAGAAGAGGCCAUCAAAGAGGAACCUUUUGAAGUUACAAUUAGUUACGAUCCAGUGGACACGAAACCUGAGUUUUACCUCACUUACGGGUUCCAGUCUGAUGCUUGA
This is a messenger RNA of Lodderomyces theae, 915 nucleotides long. It is a transcript of the gene CTM1, whose product is annotated as cytochrome c lysine N-methyltransferase. NCBI's taxonomy places the organism in Eukaryota, Fungi, Ascomycota, Pichiomycetes, Serinales, Debaryomycetaceae. Gene Ontology annotation, biological process: peptidyl-lysine monomethylation; peptidyl-lysine trimethylation. Gene Ontology annotation, molecular function: protein-lysine N-methyltransferase activity. The coding region runs from base 1 to 915 and encodes 304 amino acids. The transcript has a single exon. The record is from RefSeq and is a predicted model, not a curated record.